This is a messenger RNA of Apus apus (common swift), 2105 nucleotides long. It is a transcript of the gene SLC25A20, whose product is annotated as solute carrier family 25 member 20. NCBI's taxonomy places the organism in Eukaryota, Metazoa, Chordata, Aves, Apodiformes, Apodidae. The transcript has 9 exons. The coding region runs from base 100 to 1005 and encodes 301 amino acids. Gene Ontology annotation, molecular function: O-acyl-L-carnitine transmembrane transporter activity; low-density lipoprotein particle binding. The record is from RefSeq and is a predicted model, not a curated record. Gene Ontology annotation, biological process: positive regulation of neuron projection development; mitochondrial transport; carnitine transmembrane transport. Gene Ontology annotation, cellular component: mitochondrial envelope.
GCCGCGCGGCCCGGCACUGGGGUAAAGGUCGCGGGGCGGAGGGGGCGGCACCGGCUCGGCGGGGACGCGUCGCCCCGGCCCCGCUGCUCGCCCGCCGCCAUGGCGGAGCCGCCGCAGCCCGUCAGCCCCGUGAAGAACUUCUUCGCUGGCGGCUUCGGAGGCGUCUGCCUGGUGUUCGUGGGGCACCCGCUGGACACCAUCAAGGUCAGACUGCAAACCCAGCCCAAGCCACAGCCUGGUCAGCCUCCCCUCUAUUCUGGGACCUUUGACUGCUUCAGAAAGACUCUCACUGCAGAGGGAGUCCGAGGCUUAUACCGAGGAAUGGCAGCUCCUAUUGUUGGAGUGACACCCAUGUUUGCUGUGUGCUUCUUUGGAUUUGGCUUGGGAAAAAGGCUCCAACAGAGAAAACCUGACGACGUUUUGACGUACCCUCAGCUGUUUGCUGCUGGCAUGUUGUCAGGAGUGUUCACAACAGUAAUCAUGGCUCCAGGAGAGAGAAUCAAGUGCCUUUUACAGAUCCAGGCAGCUACAGGUGAAACUAAAUACAGUGGCUCUUUGGACUGUGCAAAACAGCUGUACCGCGAGGCUGGGAUUCGUGGCGUGUACAAGGGGACAGUGCUCACCCUCAUGAGAGAUGUCCCAGCCAGUGGAAUGUACUUCAUGACGUACGAAUGGCUGAAGAACAUUCUGACCCCUGAGGGAAAGAGUGUGAGUGACCUCAGUGCACCAAGGAUCCUCUUUGCUGGAGGCCUGGCUGGGAUCUUCAACUGGGCAGUUGCCAUUCCACCAGACGUGCUGAAAUCCCGUUUCCAGACUGCUCCUCCAGGAAAAUACCCAAAUGGCUUUAGAGAUGUGCUGAGAGAACUUAUCAGAGAGGAGGGAGUUGCAUCUCUGUAUAAGGGCUUCACAGCUGUAAUGAUCAGGGCAUUUCCCGCAAACGCGGCAUGUUUUCUUGGAUUUGAAAUUGCCAUGAAGUUUCUCAACUGGGUUGCACCAGGUCUAUGAAGACUAGGAAGUCUUUGGAAAUUAGAGAGGAGAAAGGAGAGUGCAAGUCUGCCUUAAAGGAAUAAAUGAAUGAUCACUUGAUGUUUCAGGAAUGAUUGCUUGCCAGCACCUUUUUGCCUUCCACAUGGUGCCAUGUGCCAUUCAGAAAUAUAAGCUGGAGCUCUGACACAGAGUUGAUGAGGAGUUAGAGGUGCUCCUCCUGCCUUCUGAGCCAACGUACCACAGCAGGAAUGCUCCUCCCAGACAGCUGACACUGUUUCAGACAUUACCUUAAGUACUUCCCCAUGGAAGAAAGGGACACUUCUUAAACUGUAGUUCUUUAUUUACUGAAGAAACAUGUAGCUAUUAAUGCUGAAAAACUUCCUUAAAAUCAUUGUUUGGCAGCAUGUACUUACCUCUCAGGGCGUGCGUUAGCAGCUGCACACACUAGUGUCUGCAAGCAGUGUCAGACAGCAUUCUCAUCUCUUAAGUUUUUUUUAGUUGUGGCAGUUUCUGUGUUGACAGGGGUCUUGAUCUCACAUGCAUGUAGUGCAGCAAACACCAAACUCAGCAGGGGAGGCCAGAGUUGCCCCCUGGGGGGGGCACCACAGGACACCUUGCACACUGAUCUUUUCUGUGAAACUAGGGAGGGAAAAUGAAUUGUGUUGAACAUUUGUACUAAGCUUUGCUGAGGCAGCCAGUGAGGAAAUGUGUUUGAUUAGUCUGAACUUCUCUCUGAAAUCCCUUUCUGUCCCACAGAAGAUGCCCCAGUGUGAUUUCAGAAGUGCAGCAUGGUUCAGGGCGACCCAGGACAGAUUUGAUUCGUCAGGUGCUGUGUCCUGGGAUUCAAUCCCUGACCUUGACCUGAGAAAGUUUAACAGCACUUAUAAGAAUUCCAUUUCUCUCACAUGAGGGUGAUACAUGAAGGGGACACAGGCUCUCCAGUCUUGUCUGACUUUGUUUUUCCUCCUGUUCCUUGUUUUCUCUUAACAUGAUUAAACAUAAUCACUUUUUCAUUUGAGAAAUUACUAACACUAAGAAGCAAAAAGCAACUGUAAUUAAUUUUUUGUUUGAUGCAGAGCUAUUUGAACUCAAUAAAACAAGCUGCUGCUUUGCCAGAA